Molecule: messenger RNA, 1497 nt
Organism: Gadus chalcogrammus (walleye pollock)
Lineage: Eukaryota; Metazoa; Chordata; Actinopteri; Gadiformes; Gadidae
Gene: tp53
Product: tumor protein p53
Exons: 11
Coding region: 198-1268 (356 amino acids)
Biological process (GO): apoptotic process; protein tetramerization; regulation of transcription by RNA polymerase II
Cellular component (GO): nucleus
Molecular function (GO): RNA polymerase II cis-regulatory region sequence-specific DNA binding; DNA-binding transcription factor activity, RNA polymerase II-specific
Source: RefSeq, a predicted model, not a curated record
UGAUUGGUCGCCACGUUGCUCCUCCCAUUCAAGUUUUUCGGGAAUCCCCAACUCGACCCCCAUCCUCCAACGUGUUCGCUCGUCGUCCAUAAUAUUGUGAAUUGCAGCUGACUGCGUUGAAUCACACUUGACGGCUGACUCACAUCCUCCACGCCGGAUUGAGGGGUCUGAGCCUCGGGACCUGACUACUGCACAUUAUGGAUGUUGUGGAGGACGAGGUCUUGAGUCUUCCCUUGCGCCAGGACUCAUUCCAGGCCUUUUGGGAGAGUGUACCGGCAACCCUUCAUGAAUGCCUUGACCCCUCUCCUGGUAGCUGGUUUGACCUCAUGCCAGACUCAUCCAUCAAUGUGGAGGACCUCUUCCCAGACCCCCCUGCCGCGCCCGACGCUCCCCUCACGCACGCGGCCCCCACCGUGCCCACCACCUCUGAUUAUGCCGGAGAGUACGGCUUUCACAUCCGCUUCCAGAACUCUGGAACGGCGAAAUCUGUUACCUCCACUUACUCGGUCUCGCUGAACAAGCUGUUCUGCCAGCUCGCCAAGACGUGCCCGGUGGAGGUCCUGGUGGACGGGGCCCCUCCCCCGGGGGCCAUCCUGAGGGCCACGGCCGUCUACAAAAAGACGGAGCAUGUGGCGGAUGUGGUGCGGCGGUGCCCCCACCACCUGAAGGAGGACGUGGUGGAACAUCGCAGUCACCUGAUCCGCGUGGAGGGGAGCCAGCGGGCCCAGUACAUGGAGGACCCCAACACCAAGCGGCAGAGUGUGACCCUGCCCUACGAGGCCCCCCAGCUGGGCUCUGGGCACACGACGCUCCUGCUGAACUUCAUGUGCAACAGCUCCUGCAUGGGAGGGAUGAACCGGAGAGCCAUCCUGACCAUCCUGACCCUGGAGUCCUCUGAGGGGCAUGUUCUCGGGCGGCGUUGCUUCGAGGUGCGCGUCUGCGCCUGUCCCGGGCGCGACCGCAAGACGGAGGAGGGCAACGUGGAGAAAAAGACGGAGGGAUCCAAGCCCACCAAAAAAAGAAAGAGCCCCCCCACUCCGGCCGCCGCGGCCCCGCCCAAGAGGGUCCUGUCCGCCUCCAGCGCUGAAGAGGAGGAUAAGGAGGUGUUUGUGCUACAGGUCGUCGGCCGUAAGAGAUACGAGGUCCUGAAGCAGAUCAACGAUGCACUAGCGCUGCAGGAGAGGAUGAAAGUGAAGCAGGAGGUCCACGGGGGCCCGUCACGGGGAAAGAGACGGCUGGGGGACCGGACAGACGAGGGGACCGACUGAGGGCCCCAGAGUGUUCUUUAAAGAAAUGAGUACGUCCAACAUAACACUGCCACAGCGAACCCCGUUAUUUUCUACACUUUUCUUUUGUCAUUCCUAUUUUUUUUUUUUUUCAUAGCUUAUUUUUCAGCAUAUAGUUUUAUAUACAAUGUAUUUUAUUUUUCAUGUAUUUUUUCUGUCUUGAUACUAAUUCUUUUUUUAUUUCGUUUUUAUAAGAGGCCAUAAUAAAAAA